AUGGCCGAGGUUCUUGGACUCGUUUCAAGCUUCGCAGCGAUAAUUCAACUAGUUCAAUACGGCGAAAAGUUCGCAAAAGCCUUGUACCAGUAUUCGGAACAGCAGGGCUAUCGGACUGACGAAAUUGAGCGAUACGCAAUCCAGGCCAUUACAUUUUCUGAUGUUGUCCGUACUGCUCACUUCUCACUCAAUCAGCACUGCAAGAAGUAUCCAAAGUCUCCUGUUCUUGACUUUAUCGCAACGCAAGGGGCACUAGACAACAUAGCUUUCCAGUCAGAAUCGGUCGAACUGCGGCUUAGGAAGGCCACCAGCCAGGUCAGAAGUUAUCUUGGAAGCAGGAACUUCGUGUUGAGCUUCUUCAAGUGGUGGUACCAAAAGGACUGCAUCAAGGAUUUGUUCCCAGAGAUGGAGAGCAUCAAAACGAGUCUUCAACUGCUGAUGGCGACGGCACAUUUCGAGAUUGCUACCAUGGAGCGUAACGACCCGCAUUCGAAGUUGAGCGUGACAGACAUUGAGGAGUUGGAAAUUUCCAUGUAUAUAUCGCUCGAAGAAGAUGAUCCAGAUGUUGAUGAGGGCAUUGGAGAAAUUCAGCGCAGAUAG
Colletotrichum phormii is the source of this 600-nucleotide messenger RNA. RefSeq lists its product as uncharacterized. The coding region runs from base 1 to 600 and encodes 199 amino acids. The record is from RefSeq and is a predicted model, not a curated record. NCBI's taxonomy places the organism in Eukaryota, Fungi, Ascomycota, Sordariomycetes, Glomerellales, Glomerellaceae. The transcript is spliced from 2 exons.